Molecule: messenger RNA, 6024 nt
Organism: Dermacentor andersoni
Lineage: Eukaryota; Metazoa; Arthropoda; Arachnida; Ixodida; Ixodidae
Source: RefSeq, a predicted model, not a curated record
GGAAGGGAGGAUGUGCAUCAUUAAGCCGGAGAGUCAAAAAAGAAUCCAGCUGAACACGAGCCAUUACGUUUCUGGUUGUCUUGUGCACUUGUGCCCGGCCCUUAGAAAAAAAUAAAGAUUGUUCGCGCGUCUCCAAUAAUUAUUUAACUUCACGUAGCGCGCUUCGUUGCGCAGCAUUGUUAACCUUAUCUAUACGGACGCGCUAGGCAACUACAUUGGCUGCGGUGUUCAGCUUCCGAGUCCGAGACCUUGGGUUCGGACGCCAGAAUUCCGAAGGGGGUCCAAUACAAUAACGGUGCCUGUCAUAGUUCGAAUGUUGCAGGCAGUCAGUCGGUCAUUCAGUCACUCAAUCACUAAAGUACUCAGUCAGACAACAUUUUCCGCGGACAACAGUUGCCACGUUCGAAGGUUGCAAGCUAUGCGCUGAUUAGCUUGAGCAUGAUGACAGUUACAUGACCUACCGUUGACGGCAGCUGAGACCUUGGAAGAUAUCUGAACACCGAUCGUUACAGGACUUUAUAUGGUAUUACAGUUGCUUCUUUGGGCUAUGUUCGGUUUCUCAAGCUGGCGGUGUUAGUCAACUGCUUCGCUAAAGCCUCCAUAUCUUCUUUGUGUGUGUGUGUGUGCGCGUGCGUGCGUGCGUGCGUGUGUGUGUGCGUGCGUGCGUGCGUGUGUGCGUGCGUGCGUGCGUGCUCUACACAGGGAUAAGAGAAGCGUAACUUCCCGAAGCUGCAUGGUAGGCUUUGAAGGACACCUUAGUGGAGGGCUCCAGAUAAUUUUUUUACCGCAUGGCAUUCUUCAGUGUGCAUUUAAUGCACAGUGCACGAGCAUUCUUGCAUUUCGUCACCCACUGAAAUGCGGCCGUCGUGGCCGAAAACCGCGACCUCGUGCUCAGCAGUGCGGGCGCCAUAGCCACUCGGCCAUCGCGGCGCGUAUAAUUAGAUUGUCAUAACUUAGAAUUUGCACAAUGAUAACUUUAUAGAGAAAUUACGAAUAUAUUGCGGUUAACUUGAUAGACUGUAAGCGGUUCGAACUGGGCUUAUGAACACAGAGCUCGGCUGAUCUGCAAUACACUCAAUGCAUUUUUUAAAUGACCGCCAAGCCACGCAGUUAUUCUAUGAACGCGAUCAAAGAAGUGAACCACGCUGCCCUACUAGAAGCCUAAACUCCCUUCGAUAUAUUGGAGGGUAGAGAGCAAUAGUGCACGUACAGUGCAUUCGCUUAGUUAGUGUCAUGUAAUCGAGUUGGUGGUGUUGACACUUAUUGUAUGUGCAGAUUGCUUGACGUAUGUACCCUGCCUAUUCAUGUCUGUUCAGAAUGCAAGUGUCUUUUUAUACAAGCUUUAGAAGGUUAUGUAUGAAAAUGCGAAUGUGCAAUCUACAUUGCUUUGUAGUGGCGAUCACAGCGUUGCGUCGAAUGCACUCUUUGUUUCACGCCCGGGGGGCAAAGCUGUAACGAAAGCAGGCGGAAAGAGCGAGAGGGAGUGGUACAGAGAGGGAAGGGAGCAGACAACGUGAGGCGGCGACGAGCCUGGCAUCACGCGACUCCUACUUCAACACGGCUGCCCGUGGCUUCCCCGUCUGGCGGCCCGGAGCCACGGGCCGCCAGACUCCUACAAUGCCGCUGCCUCCCGAUGUCUGGCUGCCGGAACCCGGGGCUGCCGCGAGCCCUGUUGUACGGCUUCAACGCGCUCUGGUGUCUGCUGGUCGUGGCGUCCGUGGGCCUGGGCUCGGCGUUGCACCAGGGCUACUACUUCAUCAGCAUCGCCUGCGUCGUGCUCAUCGUGGCCACUUGCGGUGCCUACAACAUCCACCGGACGUGCACCGAGCAGAACCGCCAGCAGCCGAUGGACGUCACUUGCUGCGGCCCACCGCCGUCCUACGAGGAGGCCAUGAUUGGACAGACCGACGAGCCGCCCGACUACGCGGAAGUGGUGCGCAUGCUCCGCCUGGCGAAGCAGCCGCUGCAGAGCAGCACCACGGAGUCGCAGCACCUGCUCUCCUGCGAGCAGCACUCGCUCGCCGUCCAAGGAGAGAAGUAGCGGUGGGGAAGGUGAACUGCAGUGCCUGACUCAGUUGGUGUGCUUAUGCGUGUGGCCCUCGACGGAGCUGGCUCCGUCCUCGAAAACACGCAUUCGGCGAGCGAUGACGAGCCGUGCGCAACGUUGGCCGUUGAAAAAAAUGGGGCUUCUCGGAAGCGGUGAGCCAACACAACGGACACCCGGAAGAGAAACGCGAAGGACAGAGGGCACCGAACGAAUCCGUACACAUUCUGUGUGCUCCAUGUGUGUUUUUAUUUGUUUCUUUACACUAAUCGCGCAACGCUAUCAAGCGCAUUUCAUGUGUUUGGUUCUCGCCCCCCCCCCCCCGCCCCCUUACCCCCUCAACCCACCGCCCUCUCAAGUACACGGAUUUCAGCGACAUUUAAGUCUAAGGAAGAGUUUCACCCAUCUCUCAGCCGCUCCCCUAAUUUUAGGAAAUAAAAUGCGCCAAUUUGCUUCCGCGGGUGAAGUCAGCUGAUCUUCUUCAUUCAGAACGUAACAAACAGUUCAUAUACCCUCUAACUGAAGGGAAACACAAGGGUAGUGAACUUUGCAGCUGGUAUGCCAGCGACCUAAUGUCGCAUUUCCCUAACCCGUCUGAGAGUGUCGUAAAAAGCUCGUCGCAAACUUCCUCUCUCUUGCCUUUCCAAAACGGAGUAAAAGUACAAAACAGAGUCCUCGAAGUUGCAUGUAAAUAUGGAUAUGUUGCGGAUUCUCGAGUUAUCGAGAAAGUGGCAGUAAUAUCCACUCGUCAAUGUGAGAUGCCAAAGGGCAGCUGUAAAGGUAAUGUUCCUCGGGAGAAGUCUUUUGAUUUUACAGCAUUUUCACCUUACGAGUCGCAGUGCUCCAGGUGUCACCGCUCAAAACAGCAUGCCUAAGGUAGUGCAAUAACAAGCACACAUAUUUUAGAGUCAGUAAAUUUUGAAUACACCCUUGUAUAGUGUGUUUGCUGCUCGCCAAUGGCUUUCAAUAACACUUCAGUGUAGUCCUAUAGUAAGUUCUUUGUGCCAUGCAAAUGGAGAUGCUCUGUGAUAGAAGUUAAUCAGCGGUUCGUAUUGAGUAGUGCGUAGCAAUGUUUAAUACAGGCAUGAUGAGAGAGCCGGUCGGCAAAAAUGUAUAUUAAAGAUAUAUAAGAAACCCUGGGCGCUAUAACGUAAAACUGUUCCAAACUUUUCUAUUCCAAUUCUGCUAUCAGCCGUCCACGAUUGGUCAAAAACUUUUUUCGACCACCCCCACUCCACCUGUCUGUCACGCGAUGUCACGAAAACCGCGAUACCUCCCCAUCUGAUAUGAUGUGUACACACUGAUUAUGCAUGAUUGACAAAAAAAAGAAAAACAGUUAUUUCUGAUUCGACCCCUUUUCGCCAUUAGCCCUCGGCUAUUGGUAAAAAGUUUUCGGGCUGCACCCACUUCACCUGCCUAUCACGCGAUGUCACAAAACCGCAAGAGCUCACCGCGUCAGAGUGACGUGCACGCGAUAAAGGUGAAUUAAUAUGCCGAACAAAACUGAAUUUUCUUCGGAAUAGCCGCAGGCUGCCCCAUUCCGAAAGGAAUAAAAGAUGGCUGCCGCCGAUCGCUCAGACGCUGGCUACUCGCACCUUCCGGAGAGCAUGGGUGUAUUUGCGUAUAAUAAAACUUCUUGCGUGGCCGUGUAACGUUUUCUAGCACUUUCGGCACGUUUACCCCCUCAUUCUGCCAACUCUUCCUUGCGUUUUAGGUCCGUUUUAGCGUCAUUCUUGAGCUUCCGUUGCAUGCCGCCGCGAUUUUCGACCAGCCACCGCAAGCUAAGUAAGGGAAAGCCGACCAAUCGUAGACGCCGGCACCACCCUCUUCAUCCGGUUAUCGACUUUCAGUGUAGUGGCUCGGCCCCAUCGAAUCCCUCUCCACUUCAGCGUUCUCCUCGCUUCUUGUCAGCCAAUUAGAUACGACAAGCCGCUCAGUGCAUGCAAUUUUAUUCGUUUUUCAAGCAAACAAAAGUGACCUCCUAUGAACGAGGAGAGCGUUUGAUUGGUCUGUUCAGACAACCUUGCGGGUGACCGCCCGGUGCUUGCGUUGGUCGUUACGCAAAUUUGACGUCAGGAGAUUGGAAUAGAAACAUAUUGGAAUAGUUUUACGUUAUAGGGCCCCCUAUAAAAAGUAAUGGACACCAUGAGCUGGCAUGUAUAGCGCAGAAUGUAACGGCUAAUUCUACUCGUGCUCGAUGAAUCAACCUUGCUGCUCUCAACAAACCGCCAUCUCGCUUCUUCCGUUCCUUCCGAGGUCGCUUCGAAACAAACACGCAGGGCCAGAACGUGAAAUUUUCACGCAUUCAGGCAAAUGCACUUUUAGAAACGGAACUUUCUUUGGCCAAUCGAUAAAGCAGCGCUCAAAGCAACCGACCGUUUGUUGGCGUUCCUGCUUCCGCCACUGACCAUGGUCGUAUUCGUGGCUGAUGACGUGUGUAAAGAAAGAGAGAAAAGGAGGGAGAGAGAGAAAGCGGGCCGGUAUAGAGCGUGUUCUCGGACCACCAGGUAAAUCACGCUUAGGCGGGAUAAUCGAAGCCAAGAAGUGGCAUUGCGUGCCCUUGUGAGAACUAAUUUUUUUUUUCCGUAGUGUACAUUGCAUCACUUCGUUAGCACUCAAGUAUACCUCAUUUAUCCCGUAGGCCCUGCAUUUCCAGAUAGGAACACAGAAAAAGAAAGAAAGAACAGUAUUUAACCAGCGCGAAGGUCUGACACCGAUUCGUGUAGCAGAUUUUAAGCGCCCGUAUAGGAAAAACAUCCGCAUAUUCCCGCGGAAAAUUUGUGUUCGUGAUGGCGUUUCCGACUCAUGCUUCUACCGAGUCCAGGGUCUGCUGCGUGGUCCGAUUAACCUGGUCAGUUCUUAGAACCCUAAGAGGAAAUUCGCGGCUAUUUUCUUUGACAGAUAUCCAGGCAGUUGCAGUGUCUUUACCGCGACUUGCGGUUUCGGCCUCAGUAGCCGCUAGACAGUGAGCAGGUUCAGCGCCCCGCGCAGAUGACGUGUUUUGUGCGACCACGCUUCGCGUUUUGUCAUUUUCAAACGUUGCUAGCACCUCCACGGGUCGGUACUUCAGGCUGUUUUGCGUCUAACCGUGUUGGUUCCAGGGAUGCUUUUGAAAAGUUCUCAAGUAAACUUGUAAAUGACUGGCAGGAUUAUUUCGUGCGACUGCAUGCUUGCCCGCUUUAUCGUGAACGGCGAUUUUGUAAAAGCUGGAGAAUAACAAGGCAUAUUUCCGUAUAAUUGUUAUCGAAGCGGAGUAGUUUGCGAUUUCGCCGAGUGGCUGUUAUACGAUGUGCCGUUACUGUUUAGUGAAUGCACUGCUUGAGUGGAAUGAAAAUUUCCUGUUUCGAGCAAGACACUUCUCCAGUGCCCACAUGUUAAAUUUGCAUUAAGAGCGUCAAUAAAAGAUUCUCAAAGCUGUUAGAGAAAAAAACUUUAACAAGUUGUUGUUUAUUAAAUGAGAUCCUGGAAACAUUUCGGCAAACCGACAAGCUGGCUCUUCCAAACAUUAAAAAGAUAUACCUCAUCGGACAAAAAAUGUAAAAAAAAAAGUCAUAAGCAAAGGUCUUUCACACAUCUCAUUUACAGAAUCAUCAUUUCUCACGCAUUUGCAUGAUCAUGCUAGCUUUCAGAGUGCUGUGAGCGUUAAUCACUCACGUCGUGCAGCUCAUGAAUGAUAUAACUAAGCAAAGCGAGCAUUGCGCAUGCUUUUAUUUCUCCAUAGGUUACAAUGCACGUAAGUUUUUGGCGAAUUUUCAGUUACCUGAAGUAGAUGAGCUGAAUGCUCGUGGUAAAAAGCAACAGCCAUUGACAGCGAAGUCAGUCGGGCAAUCGUGGUGCACAUAUGUUUUGUUUAUUCUUUUCCUUUUUUGGAUAACUUAUUCAGUUAUUCAACUGCAAUACUCUCUUUGUCAUUGUAAUGUACAGUCCUGUAUUGUAAAUAAACAUAAAAUAAAGGGUAACUCCAUGAACGUGCCCCGUUU